AUGGUGGUGCUCGUAGGCAGUAAAUGCGAUCUCAGGCAAAGGCGACACGAUAAGUUCAUUAUGGAUCGAAUGAUGGCCGAGUAUAAUGCGUCGUAUGUGGAAACUUCUGCAAAGACAGGCUUCAACAUCAAUGAGCUUUUCUCCCUUGUUGCUCACCUGCCAUUCCCCAAGCACCGAAAAAGUCAGUCAGCACCAAUUCGGCUUUACUCAAUGGCAACAAAAUCUGCUUGGCGAUCACCGAACUGC
Messenger RNA from Ostertagia ostertagi, 246 nucleotides. NCBI's taxonomy places the organism in Eukaryota, Metazoa, Nematoda, Chromadorea, Rhabditida, Trichostrongylidae. The record is from the annotation of a GenBank genome assembly.